Molecule: messenger RNA, 681 nt
Organism: Ornithodoros turicata
Lineage: Eukaryota; Metazoa; Arthropoda; Arachnida; Ixodida; Argasidae
Gene: ND-ASHI
Product: NADH dehydrogenase [ubiquinone] 1 beta subcomplex subunit 8, mitochondrial-like
Exons: 5
Coding region: 26-562 (178 amino acids)
Cellular component (GO): mitochondrion
Source: RefSeq, a predicted model, not a curated record
AUCGAUCCGUCCAUAUCCGUUCAAAAUGGCUGCUAUGGCAGGUCAUUUGGGGCGAUAUGUUCUUUUUAGAGACUGUUUUCUUCGACUGAAUGUUGCUCGUCAAGCACACUACUGGAAUAAGGAUUGGCGCCCAGCGACAGAAGUUCCUGACACUGCAGAGAAGAAAAAAGCUGCUGCUCAGAAGUACGGCUUGAUACCUCAUGACUAUAAGCCGUACCCAGAAGAUAAUCUUAAGUUUCACGGAGAUUACCCACAGUUGCCAGAAAUUGGAGCAGAGUCCCGGGAUGCUUUUGAGCCGUACGACUUCCCUUAUCUGAGACGAAACUACGGUGAACCUCUACAUAUCCACGCAGAUGUGUAUACUGUAGAGAGGAUAGACAACACUACAAGAAAAAAGUACUCACACACGAACCAGGUGUUGACUUUUCUCUCAGUCAUGGGAGUUUUGCUUGGGUUCUUCAUUCUUGGUGAAAAGUACCCACUGCCACUUUGUCCUCAGUUGGGUCCAAAGCAACUGUAUAAGGAGGGUGAAGUGCAAUAUACAUUUGAUCCAGCAGAGUAAAUUUGAGACAUCUAGGAGCUGUAGCAUCUGACUUGCCCUUGUAGGUAAUAAAGGCUAAACAGGAACUGCCAAGUCUAGUGAUGAUGAAUGAAAGGCAAUAAAGAUAACAUCAAUGCAGA